GUUCAUUUGUGGUUCACUAUGAGGGAACUUGGAAUAAUUUUGUUCAUUUUUGCUCUAAACCACAACAUUCAGGCCCAAACAACAAAAUCAGACACCUGCAGUCUAACGCCAGAUGCAGGGACGGGACCUGAAUCCGAUGUUCGAGUUUAUAUGUACUACGAUGCAGAAAAAGACAACUGUUAUCCGUUCCGAUACUCGGGGAGUGGUGGAAAUGCAAACCGUUUUAUAACAGAGAAGCAGUGCAUGAGAAACUGUUCACACAGAGCUGAAGCACUGUUUCCUAUGAACGCAAGACAAGUUUGCACUCUUCCAAAGAAGCCAGGAGAAUGUUUCGGUCACUAUCUCCGUUAUUACUACAGUCCUGAGCAUCACACAUGCAAGUCUUUCUACUGGACCGGCUGUGUGGGCAACGGAAACCGAUUCCUCACACUUAACUGGUGCAAUGCCACAUGUUACAAUGCAGCAGAUCAAGGCCUCGAGGACCAUUCAGGUGAAUCAGAUGUACCAAUUGGAAUUAUCUUGGGCGUUGUGUUUGGUCUUAUUGGUGCCAUUAUUUUAAUUGUGGUGAUUGUCUUUGCUGUCAAGAAUAAGCCUAGCUCGAAGAAACGUGGGGAAAAAGAUGGAAAGUCAGCAGAGCAACCGCUGAAAGAGCAGUCCAUUGAGAUGGGAGGAGGAGAAGCACAGCCUGCUACUCUUGAAGUCUCUACAGUCUCUUAAAUUUACAUUUUAAACCACAAAUGUACAUUGAAACUUUUGGGCAAUAAUUUUUUUACAAUUUUUUUUAAAGAUGUGCAGAUAAAUAUGCUUGCACAUAAUAGUUCUGUUGCUUAUUUACUUGUACUUUGUACUG
Sinocyclocheilus grahami is the source of this 850-nucleotide messenger RNA. RefSeq names its product kunitz-type U19-barytoxin-Tl1a-like. The record is from RefSeq and is a predicted model, not a curated record. Lineage: Eukaryota; Metazoa; Chordata; Actinopteri; Cypriniformes; Cyprinidae. The transcript has 6 exons. The coding region runs from base 19 to 717 and encodes 232 amino acids. Gene Ontology annotation, molecular function: serine-type endopeptidase inhibitor activity.